Dermatophagoides farinae (American house dust mite) is the source of this 1490-nucleotide messenger RNA. RefSeq lists its product as uncharacterized. The record is from RefSeq and is a predicted model, not a curated record. Lineage: Eukaryota; Metazoa; Arthropoda; Arachnida; Sarcoptiformes; Pyroglyphidae.
GUAUGUACAGAAAAUUCAGCGUGAUAGUUUUUAUUUAGUCGUUUUCCUGGAUCAGUAUGAGAAUUCAAAACAGUUUAAAUUUCAAAGCCAUUAUCCUGUCCGUUGUGGUUAUUUUUGUUCUAAUAGUCAUUCUUAGUGAACCUGUUAUUUGUACAAUAGAUUCUAAGACCAUUUGUGAAAGUAUCCAAAAUGUAAAAACAUUUGAUAUGCUGAAUAUUUUAGCCAUUGGUGUGAACAGCAAACACAAUUUGAUACUGGUAACUAAAGAUAAAUUCGUAUAUGAAUCGCCAUUAGCCGAUAUGUUGGAUGAAGAAAAAAUUCGCUUAAAUCUUGAUAGAAUUCACCCAUCAGCAAUGAUAAACAAAUUCACUCAAUUGAAUGUUAAUCAACGUUUCAACAAGUUUUAUGAAUAUGAUCAAAUACAUUCGGCAUUUUUUAUGACACUUUCGAAUAAAACAUCACUUUGUUUCAUAGCAAUGGAUCAAUCCUCACAGAAAAGUCUCAAUUAUUGGAUCGAUGAUAAUCUAAUUCAUGAGACAUUGAAUUUCAUAAUACCAACGCCGAAAUCGAUCGUUGAAGAUAUCGAUGAUUUUGUCAUAUCUAAUCGUGCUAGUUAUCCAGAAUAUUUUGUAUGGCGGAACCAUCGUGCCACUGGUAAAUCAAGCAUAGGUAUUGCCAGAUUGGAAUCAAAAUCUUAUCCGGAAGAAGAGGCUUGGAAAUAUAUGAAAAAUAACAUUAUAUUCCAACAUAUUUGUAUUGAAAAAGAUGAACUAUUGUUUAUGCAUCCUAUUCCCGGUACUAGUUGCAAUGGAUUACCAUUUCAAGCAAAAGAUGUUGCUAUCGGAUUUUUUACUCAAUAUUAUCUUUUCCUCAUUGGCGAUCAAUAUGUAUAUAGAAUUGAGGAAAAAAUAUUCUACAACAUGAGCAAAUCUGCACCAGUGGUAAAAGUUAAAAUUGAAGAUUUUAUCAAUUGUCCACAAGAGGGUGUUCCAAUCACUGGAAUUAGCCAAGGAAAUGGCAUUGGAGCUUUACAAAUAAUCCUGAUGAUUGCAUUAUCAAUAAUAAUUGUCUUAAUGUAUCUCUUUUUGGGAUGGUAUUGUUGGAAACAAAUAUUUAACCGUUCGAAUACUGGCGAUGAAACUACUGAAGACAAUGAUAAUGAUGAUGUUACAUCUACCAUGCAGACUUUAUCUCCGAUAACAAAAUCAAAAAUUGUGAUUAAACAAUCAAAAUUGAAUGCCAUGAGUUCAGAUGGUAAAAUGUCAAUGAAAUUAACGAAAUCCGUCAAGUCUAAAUUCAGUCCAAAAAGCAAAAUUCCAUCGAAAAUUUCCUCAACAAUUAAACGAAGAUCGCCGUUGAUGUCGACAAAAUCUACUACUACAACAACAAUUAGCAGUGGCCUGAAAACAAUGUCUAAAUCGAAAAUUUCAACAAUUAGUCCAAAAUCUAAAAUUCGUUCCCAAUAUAAACAAGUAAAAAAUUGAAUAAAU